AUGGCACGUCAAGCUGUUCUAUUUGUUGCCCUUACUCUUCUGGCCACCGUGGCUUUUGCCGCCGAUGCCCCCGCCGCAUCUCCCGGCAAACCAAAGCCUGGAAUCCCAACCUUCGCCGCCAUGUCCCCGGGCGCCGCCGGUCCCACCGCCUCCGACAGCAAUGAAGUUGGAACCGUGACUGGUAGUGACGCUGCUGGUGGUCCUGCGUCCAGUGGACAUAGCAUUGCCGACGCUUUGGCCGCUGGGAUCGGUGGACCUGUUAGUGAGAAAACCUUUGGCACAGCUGAGGCUCCCAAGUCUGGUGCCGCCGCCGCCAAGGUAUCCGCUGGAGCAGUUAUAGCUGCUGUUGCCGCCGCCUCCUUCUUCAUCUAAGCUAGCUGCAUUAUGUGUUACAUCACUUACAUGCAACCUAUUUAUAUGUAUACGUACGUAUGAACACGCACACCCUUGAGAAACAUGAAAGAAUCUCCUUGUUUAAUUCCGUAUCGACUACAACUAGAGUUUUUCCUGUUGAUCGUAUUAUCCAUCUUAGCAUGUUCUGAACAAAUAUUUCCAGAAACAUAUGGUCAAAAUUUGGUUGCAUGUCUGUUACAUGAUCAGUUAUUAAAACAUGAAAUUACUGAAAGAAAACCAUGCAACCA
Argentina anserina (silverweed cinquefoil) is the source of this 641-nucleotide messenger RNA. Its product is annotated as classical arabinogalactan protein 6-like. The transcript has a single exon. The coding region runs from base 1 to 372 and encodes 123 amino acids. Lineage: Eukaryota; Viridiplantae; Streptophyta; Magnoliopsida; Rosales; Rosaceae. The record is from RefSeq and is a predicted model, not a curated record.